Molecule: messenger RNA, 1923 nt
Organism: Linum trigynum
Lineage: Eukaryota; Viridiplantae; Streptophyta; Magnoliopsida; Malpighiales; Linaceae
Source: the annotation of a GenBank genome assembly
AUGAGUGUAGAAAUAAAGGUGGAGCCAGCCUUGCAAUCUCUUCAUGAAUCUCUGCUUCAGCUUACUACAGCUGUUCAACAAUUGGUACAAAACCAACAACUUGAUAGAGGCAGGAGUCAACCUAGGAGGGCUAUUCGAGGUGCUCGAAUUAACAACGAAGAUGAAGAACGAGACCAAAGGAGAGCUACUCAUGGAGAUAUCAAAAUUAAAAUCCCUCCAUUUUUCGGAAAGAGUGAUCCUGAAGAAUUUUUGGAUUGGGUGGACAAAGUUGAUUCUGCUUUUGAGUGUCAAGACUAUCACGAAUUCGUCAAGGUUAGUUUUGUUGCAGCUAAACUGUCUGGUUAUGCUAGCUUAUGGUGGCGGAAAACUAAAGCGCAAACAAGGCACCCUAUAGAGGAUUGGAAAACAAUGAAGACGUUGAUGAAUGAUAGAUUUGUGCCAAACUAUUACAAGCAAGAUCCAUAUUGCAAAUUUCAGAAUGAAGAGCAAGAGAUUGAAAAGGAAAGAUUCAUUGAUAUUGAUCAGACUGAUGCUUCUUCAAGCUCAAUUCGUGGUGAGACUGACAAAAGGAGUGUCAAAGUCGACAAACAUAUACCUUCGAAUGAAGUUUCUUUGCCUUUUUCUCAACCAGAAUUCGAAGAUAAGGUUCUUGAUGUUGAACUUGCUACUUGUGGAGAGGAUGCUCAAGCUUUAAUGCCUUUAAAAGAAGAAUCAGAACUUGAGAUAGAAGGGAAGCCAUUGCCUAUCACCAACAUGAUAAUGGCUUUUGACAAGGUAAGUUUAAUGGAUGUUCCAGAAGAGUUGCCACUUAUUCAAGAUUCUACAAAUCAUGUUGAGUUGACCACCGAAGAUGGGAUUCUACCCAAGCCUGUGUAUUACAAUGAAGAUAUAGAGAUAAAGGAAAAUGUGCUCCGAGUUGACGAAAAAGAAGUUGGGAAAAGAGAAGUGCAUUUCAGCUGCUCUAAUGAAGAGGAAAAGAAUGACUUGUUGGGUUGCGCUAUAUUCUUGCCAGGAGGAGUCCAAGACAAAGCUCCUGAUCUUUGUAACCGAGUUGAGCUACAUGGUAAGAGGACUCCUCUCUUUGAUGAAUUCUGUAUUGAAGAAGAGAUCAAUCACAUCCUUAGCAAAAGAGUUCCACUAGCAAUUGGUGGCUCCCAGGUAUUUGAACAAACAGAAGCUUUAGUCUCUAUUGAUGUUAAUGGCGGACAUGUGAUGUUUGGUCAAGGGACUUCACAAGAGAAGGCUGUUUUAGAUGUCAAUCUUGCAGCUGCAAAACAAAUUGCAAGGGAGUUGCGGCUUAGAGAUAUUGGUGGUAUCAUUGUGGGAGACUUUAUAGACAUGGAAGAUGAGUCAAACAAGUGGCUAGUUUAUGAAGAAAUGAAAGAAGCUGUGGAGAGAGACAGGUCAACAGUGAAGGUCUCUGAAUUGUCGAAGCAUGGACUCAUGGAAAUAACCAGGAAGAGGGUUCGACCCAGUGUGACUUUUAUGAUCAGUGAACCGUGCUCUUGCUGUUAUGCCACUGGAAGAGUUGAAUCUUUAGAGACAUCCUUUUCCAAGAUGGAACAAGAAAUUUGUCGGUUGGUUGUAAUGAUGGAAGUAAAAUCAGACCCGGAAAACCCAAAGACAUGGCCAAGAUUUAUAUUGAGGGUCGACCAGCAUAUGUCUGACUACUUAACUUCAGGGAAAUCGAAAAGACUUGCAAUCUUGAGUAGCUCUCUCAAAGUCUGGCUCGUUCUGAAGGUUGCUAGAGGUUUCACAAGGGGAGCAUUUGAAGUGAAACCCUUCACCGAGGAGACAGCAAGCAAGAAUCAGCAUCAGAUUGCCAUACAAGUCAUCCGACGAGCUGAAGCCCGAACUAGCAAGUCGGGCAGAAAAGUAACCAUUUUCCCUGUUAAGAAGAACAAGAAUACUGGUGGCAAAUGA